AUGACAUCGCAAAGGCGUCUAAUAUCUCGAUUGGUUAAGAGAAAUAUCAAACCAUCUAAUGUGCCUACUAUUUCUAUUGAAAAUGUAGCAGAAGAGAUAAUUGGAACCGAUUAUAACAAAAUAGAAAGUUUCCACCAUUAUUUCAAUAACGAUAAUAAUAUUCACAGACAACAUGAUCAUCAUUUUUUAAAAAAACAUUUAUUUCAAUGCGAAAUUUCUUGUCCUAUUCAGGAUGAGUUAAUUAAAGGAAAAGAUUGUAAAAUUAUAGACCUUGGGUGCGGACCUUCUACUUUUUUGUUAGAUCUUUCUGCACAGCAUCCAAAUAGUAGAUUCUUCGGUGUUGAUAUUGAAACAACUUUUCCAAGUGAGAUCAAGCCUAAAAAUUUGGAAUUUAAGUUAGUAGAUAUUAUUCAAGGACUACCAUUUCCUGAUAAUGCAUUUGACCUUGUACAUAUUGAAUCAACAUUAUUCACUAUUCCGUCAGUCCAUGUAAAUUUCAUUAUUAGUGAAAUGAUAAGAAUAUGUAAACCAAAUGGUUAUAUUGAAUUUUGUGAAUCCAUUUACAAUCAAAAAUCUAGAGGCAUAGGUGAAAAAUUUGGAAAACUUUUACAUGGAUUCGAAUUGGUAUCAAAUCUAUAUGAAACAGAUAUGCAUAUAGCGUUAAAUUUACCCAAGAUGUUAAGCAUGAUACCGAAUAUUAAAAAUAUAAAUCUCGAGGAUCAAACUAUAAUUGUAGGCAAGAAUGGCGGAAAAGUAGGCGUAAUAAUGCAUGAUAUACUCACUUGGUUUAAAAAUUCAAGUGAAUUUUUUGUUAAUGAUAUUUGCAAGCAAUUAAAUUUAACGAAGGAGCAGUACGAUCAAUUAAUAGUGGAUGCUUUUAAUGAAUUAAAUGUUACUUUUUCUGAAAUGAUUUUUCGCAGGAUUUACGUCCAAAAAUCAGGUUGUUAG
This is a messenger RNA of Funneliformis geosporum, 948 nucleotides long. NCBI's taxonomy places the organism in Eukaryota, Fungi, Glomeromycota, Glomeromycetes, Glomerales, Glomeraceae. The record is from the annotation of a GenBank genome assembly.